Molecule: messenger RNA, 912 nt
Organism: Nakaseomyces glabratus
Lineage: Eukaryota; Fungi; Ascomycota; Saccharomycetes; Saccharomycetales; Saccharomycetaceae
Gene: LST8
Product: TOR complex subunit LST8
Biological process (GO): TOR signaling; regulation of actin cytoskeleton organization
Cellular component (GO): TORC1 complex; TORC2 complex
Molecular function (GO): protein binding
Source: RefSeq, a predicted model, not a curated record
AUGUCUGUUUUGCUGGUUUCUGCUGGGUAUGACCACACUAUAAGGUUCUGGGAAGCACUCACCGGUGUGUGUCUGCGGACUAUACAGCACCCUGACUCGCAGGUGAACAGGCUGGAGAUCACAAACGACAAGAAGCUGUUGGCUGCUGCUGGGCAUCAGAACAUCAGGCUCUAUGACAUAAAGACGAGCAACUCCAACCCUGUGGCGUCUUUCGAAGGGCACAGAGGGAAUGUGACCUCGGUUUCCUUCCAGCAGGAUAACAAGUGGAUGGUGACUUCGAGUGAGGACGGUACUAUCAAAGUAUGGGAUAUACGAUCGCCGUCUGUGCCCCGCAACUACAAGCACAACGCGCCCGUGAACGAGGUGGUCAUCCACCCGAACCAAGGUGAACUAAUAUCCUGCGAUCGCGACGGGAACAUAAGGAUAUGGGACCUAGGGGAGAACCAAUGCACCCACCAACUCACACCAGAGGACGAUGUGCCCUUGCAGUCGCUGUCUGUGGCUAGUGACGGGUCGAUGCUGGUGGCCGCUAAUAAUAAAGGUAACUGCUACGUUUGGGAAAUGCCAAACCACACAGACGCUUCGAACUUGAAGCCCGCAACUAAGUUCAAGGCGCAUCCUUCUUACAUUACGAGGGUGCUGCUUUCCUCUGAUGUCAAACACAUGGCGACGUGCAGCGCUGACCAUACGGCAAGGAUAUGGUCCGUGGAAGACAACUUCAACCUGGAAUCCACACUAGAUGGCCACCAGAGAUGGGUAUGGGAUUGCGCUUUCAGUGCAGACAGCGCCUACCUAGUCACUGCAUCAUCUGAUCACUACGUGAGGUUGUGGGAUCUCUCAACAAGAGAUAUAAUUAGACAAUACGGUGGCCACCACAAAGGUGCCGUUUGUGUCGCGCUCAAUGAUGUAUGA